AAAAGUACUUAUCAAAGAUAAUAAUAAUUACGUCUCACAAUCGGAUUAAAAUGUAAUUUCGUAUUAGUCGCACCUCAUUAGUCUAAGUUACAAAAUGUAUUUUCAUAUUUUUAAUAUACUUUUACUGUUUCAAAUAUCACAGUUCGUGAUAGCUGAUGGGGAUUGUGGGUGUGGAGUAGGUCGCGAACAUGGCGGUGAUAAAAGUGUUUUAUCCUCAAUGAUAGAUGAAGAAUCCUGCUCACUAGCUAAGGAGGAUGUAGACAAAGAGAAUGAAGACCAGAAGACUGAAGAAAAGGAGACUAGUGUGACCAAACCCGGCUUAGAACGAAUGAUACUGGUCCCAGCCGGGGAGUACCAACUGGGAACCGACGACGUCCUCAUAGAAGCGGACAACGAGGGCCCAAUGAGAUUUGUUCAACUGGAAAGUUUCUAUUUAGACAAAUAUGAAGUUUCGAACAAAGAUUUCAGUGAGUUUGUGGAGGCGACCGGCUACAAGUCCGACGCGGAGACGUUUGGGGAUAGUUUUGUGUUCACGUUGUUUCUGAACGGUACGUUCAAGGAGCAGCUGCGGGACUUCCGCGUGGCGGCCGUGCCCUGGUGGUACAAGGUGGACGGCGCCAGCUGGAAGAACCCUGAUGGACCCGACUCUGAUAUUGAAGACAAGAUGGACUACCCGGCGUCCCACAUGUCGUGGAACGACGCGAAGGCGUACUGCACGUGGCGGGACGCCCGCCUGCCCACCGAGGCGGAGUGGGAGGCCGCCUGCCGCGGCGGCCGGCGUGGGACCACCUACCCGUGGGGCGACAAGCUGCUGCCGGAUAGGAAGCAUAUGUCGAACAUAUUCCAAGGCUCGUUCCCGAGCUACAACUCGGCGAAGGACGGCUACAUCGGCACGUGCCCCGUGGAUGAGUUCCCGCCCAACGACCUCGGCUUCCACAACCUCAUCGGCAACGUGUGGGAGUGGACCGAGGACAAGUGGGACGAUGAAGUCCCCACUAAGCGCGUGAAGAAGGGCGGCUCGUACCUGUGCCACAGCACGUACUGCCUGCGGUACCGCUGCUCGGCGCGCUACCAGAACACGGAGGACAGCUCCGCCGGCAACCUCGGCUUCCGCUGCGCCAAGUCCACAGAACAACAAUAAAUACAUAAUCUCUUA
This is a messenger RNA of Plutella xylostella (diamondback moth), 1156 nucleotides long. Its product is annotated as formylglycine-generating enzyme. Gene Ontology annotation, molecular function: formylglycine-generating oxidase activity. Gene Ontology annotation, biological process: protein oxidation. Gene Ontology annotation, cellular component: endoplasmic reticulum. The record is from RefSeq and is a predicted model, not a curated record. NCBI's taxonomy places the organism in Eukaryota, Metazoa, Arthropoda, Insecta, Lepidoptera, Plutellidae.